GACGUAUAAAAUUCUUCGAUUGUAGUUGAAAUCAACCCCUCCAUAACCAUCCUUCCAUCAAAGCUACUCUCACUUCCCUCCAGUCUCGCUCUCUCUCUCUCUCCCCUCAUCACCGACGUUGGAUUGGCUGCCAUUUUCAAUCCUUUGAGGUUUUAUUCAUUUUCUCUCCUCUUUUUGAGCUUUUAUGAAUAAAUAUCUCAUUUUGUUAGUCAGAUUUGAUUUUAUUUUCAGAAAUUAAGAUCUACCCAUUAAUCAUAAUGUUGUUUCUUCUCAAUUAGAGCAAGAAUUACCAGCUGGGUCUUUCAAAUUUUGUAGAAAUUAGUGUUCUUUUCACCCAUAUUUUAGGUGAAUUUUUUUGUGACAAUGAUUCCUAUCAAAUUGGAGGUUGCAAAGCAACAGUAUGCUACUAGCAGUCUUGUAAUUGGGUAUGCUCUUUGUUCAAGUUUACUAGCUGUGAUCAACAAGUAUGCAAUUACUCAAUUUAAUUACCCUGGAUUGUUGACUGCUUUGCAAUAUUUAACCUCUGCUUUAGGGGUUUGGAUUUUGGGGAAACUAGGGUUUUUGCAUCAUGAUCCCUUUAAUGUAGACAUUGCCAAGAAAUUUUUGCCUGCUGCAUUUGUGUUCUUCCUUGCCAUUUUCACAAACACGAACCUCCUUCGCCACGCCAAUGUCGAUACGUUUAUCGUGUUUCGAUCUUGUACUCCCCUGUUGGUUGCCCUUGCUGAUACAACCUUUAGGAGGCAACCAUUGCCAUCUAAGCUGACUUUUGUGUCAUUACUGGUGAUUUUGGGUGGUGCUGUUGGUUAUGUUGCUACUGAUUCGGGGUUUACAUUGACUGCUUACUCGUGGGCGGUUGUGUAUUUGGUGACCAUUACCACUGAGAUGGUUUACAUUAAGCAUAUGGUGACUAAUCUUGGAUUGAACACUUGGGGUUUCGUGUUCUAUAACAAUGUGUUGUCAUUGAUGAUGGCGCCUGUGCUUUGGAUCAUCACAGGGGAGUAUUCCGAGGUUUUCGAUGCCUGGAAUUCGAGUGGAGGGGAUUGGUUCAAUAGAACUGCGUUCUUUGCUGUUGCACUGUCCUGUGUGUUUGGGUUGUUGAUUAGCUUCUUUGGGUUUGCUGCUAGAAAGGCAAUUUCUGCUACUGCUUUCACUGUUACAGGGGUGGUGAAUAAGUUUCUCACUGUGUCCAUCAAUGUGAUAAUCUGGGAUAAGCAUGCUAGCCCUUUCGGGUUGGUUUGCUUGCUCUUUACAAUUGCUGGCGGCGUGUUCUACCAGCAAUCGGUUACUGGCGCUCCAUCACAGCGUGAGUCUGCCAUUUCCAAGCAGAGUGAUAAUGACAGUGAUGCUGAGAAGUUUAUAAAGGAUGAAGAGAAAGGCAUCUCAGGCAAGAUCUGAAGUGUAUGAUGUGGUUUUGUUGCUUCGUCAUGAAAGAAGAUGUCAUACUCCGACUUUAUUCUAAAAGGAGAUGGAGAGAAAGAGCGGGAAGGGAAAUGAAGGGGAGCAAGCUACCUUAAUUGGAUAAAAGAUUGGAUGUAGGAAGGGGAGGGAGAGGGAUGGAUCCAUUUUCCCUCUCUUUAUCCUCCAAAACUUUAGGGAAAAUGGAGCUCACCUCUCCCCUCUUUUUCUUCCCCUCCCCUGCCUCCUCUUUCUAUCCCCUUCAUUUCCCUUUUAUCUCGCUAUCCAAACACACAGUUAAUGAUUUAUUUGGUACACAAUAUUUAAUGAUGGCGAGGCGGUAAUAUGUAAUCUUCUCGGCUUAAACUGUGAAAAGGUCAUAGCUAUUUCCCGUUUGUCAAGUCAUAUAUGUCGUGGCUGCAAUCAUACAAUUCGGCAUUUGCGCAUUGCGCCUAGGCAUACUGCGGUGUUUUUUCUAAUGUUGUUAUGAACAGAGUCAUCUUUGCAUAGCUUAGCAGUUAUUCAUGUACUUGGAAUGCUGAUGUUAUCUUAUGAAUUGAAUGUUGUACCAAAAUCUGAAGUAAACAAGAUGAGUACCCAUCUUUACCUUGGAUAGCUGAUUUCUUGUAGUAUAAACAUCACCUCUGCAGAAAGCUAUUGCAGUGUCCAACUUUUGGGCUGAUUUCCUUUA
Molecule: messenger RNA, 2086 nt
Organism: Spinacia oleracea (spinach)
Lineage: Eukaryota; Viridiplantae; Streptophyta; Magnoliopsida; Caryophyllales; Amaranthaceae
Product: GDP-fucose transporter 1
Exons: 3
Coding region: 364-1395 (343 amino acids)
Source: RefSeq, a predicted model, not a curated record